Messenger RNA from Stegodyphus dumicola, 3117 nucleotides. RefSeq names its product CAP-D2 condensin subunit (gene Cap-D2). Gene Ontology annotation, cellular component: condensin complex; condensed chromosome, centromeric region; nucleus. NCBI's taxonomy places the organism in Eukaryota, Metazoa, Arthropoda, Arachnida, Araneae, Eresidae. The record is from RefSeq and is a predicted model, not a curated record. Gene Ontology annotation, molecular function: histone binding. Gene Ontology annotation, biological process: mitotic cell cycle; mitotic chromosome condensation; meiotic chromosome condensation.
AGAAACAGCAUUGCUUGAUGGAAAACUUUUUUCUCAGAACCUUACAGCAGCCCAUUCCUUAUCUCACUUUUUAGUUUCAGUAGCUGAAGAAUGCCCUGAGAAUGUCAUAAAUGUCAUAGGUUCCCUGCUGCAACUUCUUGAAUGGGAGUCUCACGUUAUGAGAAACUGUGCUCUAUCUAUGAUAGGAGUAAUUCUUAGUUCAACUUUAGCUAAUGAAAAUAUUUCCAAAAAAGAACAGAAACUAAGGGAAGAACUUUUAGAACAUGUAGAGGCACGCUUACUGGAUACAAAUUCUUUUGUCAGAUCAAAGGCCAUUCAAGUUUUGAAGAUGCUUUUGGAAAGGGAAGCAUUGGCUUCUAUAGAAUUGUAUAAUGUUGCACAGCUUAUAUGUCGCCGAUUGCAAGAUAAAGCCAGCAACGUCAGAAAAAAUGCAAUGGCAUUUUUAGCCCAGUUUAUAAAUAUAAACCAGUUUGCUUGCCUGAUUCCUUUGCCUGUACUGAAGGAAAGUUUUGAAACUGAAUUUAAAAAGCUAAAAGAAAUGCAACCAAUGGAACCUGUCAUUUUUGAUGAUUCUGAUGAUGAAAAUUUUGAGGGGAAAACACAAAAAAAUGUUGUAAUUUUUGAUGAUUCUGAUGACGAUGAUGAUGAUCAGGAAAAAACUGACAAAACCCCUGAAGUUUAUAGUAAUGAAGAAAAGCCCCCUGCUUCUCCAGAAGAAGGAGAUACAGAAAUGAAAGGUGUGAAUGAAGUACCAACUGAAACAGAUUUGGAAGCACUGAAGAAGCAGCAAGCACUUGUAAAUUAUUUAAGGAAAACACUAAAUUUUGCUGAAGUCAUCCAUGGCACAAUAGAACCUGUGUGUUCUUUGUUGCACUCUUCAACACAAACAGAUAUACUUGAGGCAAUUGAAUUUUUUACUGCUGCAGCAGCAGGAAAUGCUGUGAAAAGUACUAAUGUUGGAAUUAAGGAAAUUCUUAAUCUUGUUUGGUCAAAAGAAGCUGCAGUUAGAGAUGCUGCUCUUAAUGCUUUUAGAAGUUUGUAUCUUACUGAUGGAGAAAAACUGAGAGAAGAUACAAUUAUUGUUGGAAAUUUGAUUCUUCUGCUUAAGGAUGCUACAAAUGAUGACGUUCAAAACAUUAAAGAGUUUGUAAAACAUUUCGUGACACUUGGGGAAAUACCACUAUCUGUCCCCAAUAUUUUGUGGAAAAGCUUCUGCAGUAAUCAAUCUUCACUUACUAAAGAAAGUAAAGAAGAUAAAGUAACAGUACUAAGCAUUGAAGAGAAGAUAGCAAUUUUAACUCUGUUAAGCAUGAUGGUUGAAGUUCAACCUGCAUCCAUGACCAAAAACAUUGAUGGUUUAGUUGAACAUGGAUUAAGUGCGGAAGCGGAGCAGAACUUUCAGUUGGCAAAAUAUGCUCUUAGAGUACUUUGUAAAACUAAUGAAAAAGCUAGAGGGAAGUUCAUAGGAUCGCUACAGAAAUCGUCUGCCUUUGAUCAUGAACUUGCUGAUCGCAUAAGAUGCCUUUUAACAGAGGGUAUUCAAAAUUUUAAUGAUGAUCAAUGGGUAUCUAUGGCUGAUGAAGCUAUUUGCACAAUAUUUGUCAUGAUUGAAAAGCCUACUGUAUUGUGUGCAGAAAUAUGUGCAAAAAUUGCCAACCUUAUUUCUGAAAAUUCAAUUUUGACAACGGUUUUGCCAAGUAGUGAAUUGUUUGAAAUUCCCAACAUGCUUCUGGCUCGAUUUCUUUCAUUAUGUGGACACAUUGCAUUACAGUAUGUGAUGUAUUUAAAAUUGGAUAUUUUUGCAUACUUGAGGAAGCAAGAAAUGCAAAGGCGUAGAAGGCGAUCAUCAAUCCCUAAAAACUUUUCUACACCAAAACCAGGUUUUCUUUCAACACCAAAAUCAUUAUCUAGAAGAAAACAUGAAAGUUACAGAUUAGUGCCCCCUACAGAUGAAGAAACAACAUAUGAGCAAAUUCUUGACAUGUGUGCAAAAGAAGUAAAGGACGAGACAACACUAUUAGGAAUGCUUCUACCUUUUGUUAAAGAAAAAUGCCUUUGGUCUCUUCGACAUCAUGAUAAAGAAGUACAAGCAGCAGCUGCACUUGCAUUAGCAAAAUUCAUGCUAAUAAGUGAACAAGUAUGUCAAGAAAACAUGCAGCUGUUUGCUACAAUUACAGAAAAAUCACCAGAAUCUUAUGUUAGAGCUAAUAUGGUCAUUGCUAUGGGGGAUCUGUGUACGUCUUAUCCAAAUAUUGUUGAACCAUGGACAUCACAGAUAUAUCAAAGAUUAAGAGACCCUGAAUCAUGUGUAAGGGAAGCGGCUAUCAUCACUCUCACUCAUCUCAUUCUUUAUGAUUUUGUUCGUGUUAAAAGUCUUAUAAGUGAAGCAGCUAAAUGUAUAGCUGAUUCAGAUGCAGGCGUUUCUUCUGUGGCUAUGUAUUUAUUUGAAGAGUUGUCAAAGAAGGGAAAUGUCAUCUAUAACAUAAUUCCUGAUAUCAUAAGCUCAUUAAGUGAUCCCAAAUCUGGUUUUAGUGAAGAGAGCUUUCAGAUUGUUAUGAAGCAUAUAUUACAGUAUAUUGAGAAAGAAAAACUUGUUGAAGGUCUUGUUGAGAAACUGUGCUGUCGUUUUACAGACUCUAGUACGGAGGUUCAACUUCAUGAACUGACAUUUUGCUUGAGCAUUCUAACACUAAAUGACAAGUGUUAUACAAAACUAAUGGAAUUCAAAACUCUAUUAAAGGAAAGAAUGAGUGAUCCUGUUAUUAUGAAGUAUAUAACAAACAUCAGUGCUAAUGCGAAAAAGAAUGAUGCUAAAACAGCAACAGAGCUUGAAAUAUUUCGCAAAGAACUGGGAAUAUGAGCUUAUGUUCUCAUUGUAUAUCUUAUCUACAGAUCUGUGUUUGCAAUGUAUACCUUGUAAGUUGACUUAUUGUAUAUAUGACCCCAAACAAAUUUUGGUGUGAUGUAAUAUUCAUGUGUUAUGAACCAGGUAUGUAAAUGAAAUUUUAUUAAAUUUACCUGUAUUUUUAUCCAAAAAAUGGUUAGUAAAUGCUUUAAUUUAUAUUUAAGGAUAGAUUUAAUUGUAUUUUAAGAAUAGAAAAAAGUAUUUUUUAUCAG